AUGGCGCUUCCUCCAUUUUCCCGCGUCAACACAAUUGUGUCCAUUCAGGAUCCCGCCAGUUUUGUGGCAAGUUCAGCCGAAGGGCUACGGUCCAGCAAAGCUCUUCCGGGGGCCUCGCCGCAGACAAUAUUGUUCCUCUCCUGGGGAGAUGCGAAGUUUCGUUACAUCGAAAAGUACACCAGUCUGUAUGGUGAACUCUACCCUGAAGCCAAGAUCAUUAUCGUCGAAACAGGCAUGGCAGAUUUCUUCUGGAGGCCAGAGUCCACUCAGCGCAAGCUAGUAGAGCCAGUGGUGAAGAUGCUGAGUGAAUUGGACGAUGAUACCCUCCUUGUACAUGUGAUGUCGAACGCCGGGUCAACGCGAUGGGCCAAAAUCAACAAGAUGUAUCUUCAAUCAACUGGACGGACUCUGUCUAGCGCCGUAACGAUUCUGGACAGCGCCCCCGGGCGCGCGCAUUUCAAACAGACAUGGGCAUCUUUGGUACAAAGUUUGCCGCAUGCCCUUUUACCAAGGAUGGUUCUGGGAUUUAUCUUCGGCACUGUCUUGUGCAUAAUGCAUCUUGGAAUGCUUGUUCUUCCUGGACCCGAUGUAUAUGACUCUAUGAGAGCUCAGAUGAACGACACUGCUGCAGCAGUGAAAGGGACCCGAAGAUGCUAUAUCUAUUCUGAGAAAGAUGAAAUCAUUGGAUGGGAAGACGUGGAGGAGCAUGCCAAGGAUGCCCAGCGGAAAGGCUGGUCAGUGGAGCAAGUCAAGUUCCAGGGGAGCACACACGUUGGGCAUCUAAAGCAAGACCCAGAUAUGUAUCGGCAAGCAAUUAUGAGGACAUGGCUUGGAAGUUCAAAAUUGUGA
Messenger RNA from Penicillium pulvis, 849 nucleotides. RefSeq lists its product as uncharacterized. Lineage: Eukaryota; Fungi; Ascomycota; Eurotiomycetes; Eurotiales; Aspergillaceae. The record is from RefSeq and is a predicted model, not a curated record. The coding region runs from base 1 to 849 and encodes 282 amino acids. The transcript has a single exon.